Molecule: messenger RNA, 1257 nt
Organism: Psilocybe cubensis
Lineage: Eukaryota; Fungi; Basidiomycota; Agaricomycetes; Agaricales; Agrocybaceae
Exons: 5
Coding region: 1-1257 (418 amino acids)
Biological process (GO): regulation of endocytosis; regulation of ARF protein signal transduction
Cellular component (GO): Golgi membrane
Molecular function (GO): GTPase activator activity
Source: RefSeq, a predicted model, not a curated record
AUGGCCGACCAGGUGGCUGCUAAGAAAAUACUCAGCGAGCUCUCCAAGCGAGAGGACCUCCACAACAAAUCUUGCGCAGACUGUUCAAAUCCUAAUCCUCAAUGGGCUUCUCUCAGUUUCGCCAUCUUCAUUUGUCUCCAGUGCGCGGGCGUACAUCGUGGUUUCGUCAGAUCGAUCUCGAUGGAUACAUGGCAAGACGAACAGGUCAGGCGUAUGCAGCUGGGGGGGAAUCUUUCCUUCAAAGACUUCAUGAAAUCCUACCAACCCGCUGACCAAGGAGGGUACAAGCCAGGUGCCAGUCCAUAUGACACGUAUCAUUGUUGGGCUGCAGCUCAGUAUCGAGAAAAGUUGGACGCUAUGCUAGCGGGUCGCGAUUGGUCACCUUCCGCUCCGCCCGCCAACUUUAGCGCAGGCUCCCGAUCCGCUUCGCCAGCGCCUUCCGCUCAAGCCCUCCGUAAAUCGCGGGCGUCAACUCGUACAUUGACAAAUCGGAGCGACUCUGGUUCCCCAGCUCCGUCAUUCCGAAGUUCUCCAAACAGUACUCCGAGCCAAGGUCUCGAUCAAAAAACUAUGAACGAGAACUAUUUCGCCAGUCUGGGGAAAGCAAACGAAAGUCGGCCCGAUGAUCUGCCUCCAUCUCAAGGUGGUCGCUAUACUGGCUUUGGAAGCACACCGACGCCCCCGAGCAAUCAGAAUCCUGCAUACGGUCUUUCAUCAGCCAACGCUCCAAGUCUCAGCGAAUUACAAGAAAAUCCGGUGGCGGCUAUCAGCAAGGGAUGGUCCCUUUUUGCUGCAGCAGUUGCCGGUGCCUCCAGGGUUGUCGCAGAGAAUGUCAUCCAACCGGGUGUAGAAAAAGUUACCGAUCCCAACUUUCAGGCAAGCGUCAUGGGCUAUAUGACCGAGGCUCAAAAGAAAGCCGCGAUGGUUGGUGGUGCGGCUAAUGAGUGGUCAAAGAACCAGUUUGGAGUGGAUGUAGUGGACACUGUUGGUGGCGUUGUUGGUACGGUAAAAGAUCGCGUCGCAGGCCCUUCUCGAUCUGGUUAUGGUUCACUUUCUUUGACCAGUCCGAAUGACAUGGGCGAAUCAUCUGGUUUAUAUGAUGCUGACGAUGACGACUUGUUUACCGAAUAUCGCGGUACAGGUGCAUACUCACCGCAAACUUCAGCCUUGCAUACGCCCCCUGUUCAGACGCAGACAAAGGCUGCCUCUGACCCCAAGAAAUCUAGUGAUUGGGAUGAUGAAUGGAAGGAUUUUUAG